CUCAAAGAAAUAGUUUUGACUACCUUUAUCGCUUAGUCGUAUAUCAUAGUCGGGGUGAUUUCAUUCGUUGUUCUUUCAGUGUUUCAUUUGGAUGGCAUCGCAUUGCGAAAACAAGAUUAUAUUAUUUUGUGUUAAUAGUGUUAAUGAAAAACAUCAUUUUCCAUAAUAUCACCAAAAACUACAUACAAAAGGAUUAUUAUCAAGUUGGAGAGACUCGUCUCACUCUGAAGAUGAAGAAAAUAUUUUUUAUUCUGUGACCUUUUUACAUACAUAAAUGUCAAUAUGGAUCAUAUCCUGAUAAAUUAAUAUUAGGUAGUGUAAAAGUGAUCACCGAACAUUUUACGACCUGGCUUGCUAAACAAUGGGGCCGAAAAAGGCUCCGCCAUAAAAGUUUAAGUGGGCCCGCCAUAAAACAAUUACAGAAAGGAUUGAUGACAUCAAUACAUCAUAAAGUGGUUCCGAGGAUGGUGAAGCGGUUUCGGGACACAGUGAGGGGUUCGAGCGAUGACCGGCGGGUGGCAAGCGAUGCGAGGUCGCAUCCCGUCAGGUGGGCUGGUAGGUCAGCUGGUGUCGCGUCCAGCUGCAGCUAGUGCGCGGGCGGCCUAUGCGGAGGGUGAUGUGUCGCGAUGUCCGGCAAGCCGGCGAGUGUGGCCGCGUCGCGAGCGGGCGUGGCAGGCGCGCCGCGCGUGCUGGUAUACGUGGCGGAGGCGCGCCAGCUAGAGUCGGCCGCUGGGGGGCCCGCGCCGCCGCCUCCGCCGCGAGACGCGCUGUACGAGCAGCACCUCGCCGUGUCCAGGAACUCGCUCUACCGACAGCCAGUCGACCAGAAUGAUAGGACCACCCCUGCCACCGUGUACUAUAAACCCUUCAGUGACUCUGAAACCAAAAUAAACUCUUUCGAUUCUGAUACUACAGCUCAGCGGGAACAAUUUUUUCCCAACCAAUUUAUAAAAGAAAACUGUUUAAGGACCAACGAGAAAGAUAGGUCUAUUAGUGAGAAAAAAGAUUGUGAUACACCUGAGUGGAGUAACGAUACUUAUGUUAGGAUACCUGUGCCGCACGUGGAUUUCGGAUACCAAAGAUGUCCGACCAGUGUAGAUAGUAGUAUGCCUAUGUUACCAGUGGUGCAUCAGAGCCAGUUCAAUGAUAGUGUGGUGCAAAGUGAUGAUAUGCACUGUGGUGAUAGAGAGGUCGCUAAGAGUUUUGUGAACUACCAGUUGUUAGAACAAAGCGUGUCACACCAGUCUAUAGUGAAUCAGAGUAUCAAUAUACUGAAUCAGCAAGUUGGUGUGAAUAGGGCGUUGGUCAGUGAGGAUACUCCCCAGCUGGUCCGCACUGCUGAAGGAGUGGUACUGGCAGUGCUGCCUUCUGUGUCUCAGUCUGAAGCUGAACUGAGGACUGUGCAUAGUGAAUUCCCACAAACUAUAACUGUGCCGUUGGGAUGGAGGAGAAUUAUCAACGGGACAUCAGUGUUGUAUGUUAGUCCCAGUGGAUCCGCGUUGAGUAACCUCUCGCAGCUACGGGAAUACUUACAAACAUCGGGCACUUGUAAGUGCGGGCUGCCCUGCCCUUUGAGACCGGAGACCGCCUUCAGUUUUGAUCCUAAGGUGGUAAGCAAGCCGUACCAAGUGGCUGCGGGUGCUGAGCUGACCAAGUUGUGCAACCACAAGCGGAAACUUUUGGCGUCACUGCAGUCCCGGGUCCAGUCACCCGUCACGCCGCCGCCGCAGACUAUCGAGCAGAAAAAAGUUCCGGGCGCUGAGACUGCAAAGAAGAAAAUGAAGAAACGGCACGGCUUCAUGCCCGCCAUGAGCGUGUCGCAAAUGAUGGUGCAAAGGGAGAGACCCCUCAACGAGUUCAAGCCCGAUAUUGACCAGAGGCGGACUGCAUCCCCUGGGGCCAUGCCCCAACGUGCAGCCACUGGACAAUCCUGUCUACCAUACUCGCAGCAGAACAUGCUAAAUGUUGUACAAGAGGAUAUAAAACAAGAGACUCUCGUACAAAGAAGCUCCCAUUAUCUUACUGUUAGUAGUGGUUGGAUAACGCAAAAUCAAGAAAUGGAAUCUAAUCCGAAAAUUAAUCCACCCAUAUCCGGACCAGUACAUAAUUCAAUAAAUGUUGGUCAGCCUGUACUCGGAACAAACGGGCAGGUUAUAGGCGUUAAUACGGGAUACAAUAAGCAUAUCGCAAAUGUUAAAAAUGCAAUGAAUGUACCUCAACAAAUGAUUAUGGAAAAAGAUCAUAAAGAAGACGAAAAAGACUCGCAUAUUAUUAAACAGCAACAAAGAGAAGAGUCACAGAUAUUCUGCGGCCUAAACCAACCACUUACGCCUGAGGUGAUGCAAAAGAUCAACGAGCAACAACAAAUAUUUAUUCAGCGAAAUCAAAAACAAAUAGAAGUUAUGAAGGGUUAUAAAACACAACCGACAGACAACGUGAAUCAAAAUAAGCCUAUUCAAAAUCAAUACGUGCAUCAAGGUCAACUGGUAAUACAAAACGGGGCUGUUGUCAAAACCAACUCUGCAAAAACACCACCAUGGCAAGUUAAGAGAAACGAUUCUAAUCCUUCCAAUUGUAUGAUUAGUCCCAGCCCGAAACUAAACAGGCUAGAAAAUAUGGACUACGAUGAACCGGGCAUAAAUACGUUUGAAGAUUCUUCGUCAUCAUCAGGUUCCUUCAUUAAUAAUGAACAGAUUAUAAAUCCUUCGAUGUGCUCUCGUGUGCCACCGCUUCCUCAACAUUAUAAUAUGAUGGGACAGCAUUGGCCGAGCGUAGAUCUAAAUAAGAAAAAGGUCAAAUGUAACAAAGCACCAAAGAAAAAAGCUAUGAACGAUAAUAAACCUAUAACUUACGGAAAUAACGGAAUAAGACAAUUACAGGAUAAAACGAAACCUAAUGAUGAUAUUGUGAGAAAUAAUGUCCCGUCUUUCAUGGACGAUCCCAAUGGAUAUUUAGCACAACAAACAGUGCUGUUGAACAACACAAUAUCUAGACAAGUGGGCAUUAAUAAUCAGUAUGAAGUUAAUCAAUUUGACAAUCCAAGUACUCAGUGCAAUUCGAUGAGCCAACCAGAUAAAAACUGCAAACCGAUGGCGAAACCUGGCGAGCACAUGAACGUGUUUAGAAAUAACGUGGUGCCGAAUCCGUCGCCGUCACCCAAUAAUACGCCGGACAGCAGUCUCAUACCCGACAAAUGUGUUGAAAAUAACAUGCCACAGUGCUGUAAAGGGUGCAACGUCCCGUACAAAGGGAACUGCAUAAAUUCCUCAGAAAGUCAAAUGCGAGCGAAAUUCCUAAAACAACAUCCCAAUGUUUACGGAAGAGAAUUAGAAAGUGGAGUACCUACUACCUCCAGCCCUAAACAUAUAUUCGAUGACAAUCCUGUUACAUCAUCUACAUAUAUUGAGCGGAAUAUCAUGAUGAAUGAUAACUGUGGGCCGAUACAAGCUGGUAUUGUUAGCACGAGUAAUGUGUCUCCUAAUGAAACGUUACAGCAACCAGAGCCCUCUCCGACACCCUCUAAUAGCUCUCGGAAUACAGACACGCCUCAUAGUAGCGGAAGUAAUUCGCAACUACAGAAUAAUUGUACAUUCCCCAUACAGAGUCCGGUUUACUCCAAUCCCGGCUCGAGUAGAGAUAAUUAUAAUAGCAACCCCUCUACACCAGGAAGUAAUCACACAUAUCCCUAUAAUUCGCCCGGGCCACCUAAUAGCCAUUCGGUGUCUGGAAACCAAGUAAUGCAUUUUAUAUCAAAUCACAAUGUCAAUAAAAAUCUAAUGGAAGUAGAUAACAUAUCAAUGGUAGGAGUAAAGCCAGGCUUGAGGAAUCAGCAGGAACUCUUCAGGUUUGAACCAAAGAAGAGAAUAGAGAACACCAUGCCUGGAUAUUGCCCUCCACCUCAUCUAGGGGGUGGGCCAGCACAUUCCCUUAUCCAAGCCUGUUAUAUCCAGACAUUUGUCACGACCAUGGCCAGUGGUUUUUCGGUUACACGAGAUACCGUCACGUCGGUUCUAGCUGGUAAAGCCAGCACGGCAACCACAUCUAUCAACGCAGCACAAGCUAAUUUCAUAAGGCCACCGCCACCCCCUAGCGUCAAUUUAGCUACUAGCUACGCUAUACCUAACAACCAGCCGGAUCCUUUCAUUAACUCUGUUAAUUUACCAACCAGUUACCCAUUGCAUAUCGCGGGUACUACCGCUCAGAACAUGAUAUCAAAGUCGCCGCUGGAAAUGGUGCAGAAUGUCAUAAGCAAUUUACCAUCGAAACCGGAAACGAGUUACACGCAAUCAACGUCAAUGCCCCAAAGACGUGCUUGUUCAACACCAGGCCAGAUUCUCAUUUCUUCCACAGGCCAAAUACUUGUGUCUAGUAAUCAAAUGCCGCCACCGCCCCCAAAGAACACGACAUCCAUGUCUCCGAUCAGUUCUAACGUUGUAACCAGUGGAACAUCUUCCGUAAGCCAAGUGGUAUCCGCCGUUGGUGGAGUUCAACCAAUCGUCAACCAACCAACUGUUAUGGUCAAUACUCUACCAACCCCGUUCGUAAUCCAGCCUCCCAUGAUGACUGUUGAUGGACAGGUUGUGCAACAAAACACUGUGUUGCCUCAAAUUGUAACUAGUGGCAUGGUUACCGGACAGCAAACGAACGAUAGUCAGCGUCAAAUUGAGGUUAAAAAUGGACAGGGUUUCGUUCAAGGGGUAGCAAUGUUGUCACCGGAGAGCUUAAAGAAAAGAGGUAAGAAGAAAAAGAAGAAUCAGACGCCAAAUAUAACGAGUGUUCUUCAAAUAGCAGCGCCCCAGCAAAACCAGAAUAACAUUAUGAUGCAUCACACUUCUCCGCAACAUAAUUCCAGUUCGCAAUUUUCUCCCCGCGGUUUCCAACUAUCGCCGACAAAUAAUAUAUCACCGACACCGAUGUUGCAAGCGUUAACUAUCGUUCCCGGAAAGUCGGGAACGCCGGCACAUAUAGUGAUGAACGGUCAGGGGAAUACAAACAAUUUUACGUCACAGCAGAUUAUAACGAAUACGUCCCCAUCACAACAAAUAAAUUUACUACAGCCUGUCAAUCUGAUCAAUAAUGCGAAUAAUGUUAUGUCAAACUUUCCGUCUUUCCAACAAUUUAUUCUACCGAAUCUCGGUGGGAUGGUAAUGACGGCGGAUGGAACGGCCAUUAUUCAGGACAAUUCGACUGGAAUGCCAAUGCAGCUACAGUUACAAACUGUCAACGGUCAGAAUGUAUUAACACCUGUGCAGAAUUCUGGGCUGUUCACCACGGGGACCAACAGUGGUGUGGUUAUCAGAGCACAAAACCAGCAAGGUAAGAUAAUACAGUCACAGCACAGUCCCGGAGCACAAUUCCUUUCUCCAAACAGUCAAGUGAUGAUGAACAGUCCAAACUUUAACGGUCAAUUGAGUCCAUUGCUCACUAACCUGAGUCCUACAAACGUUUUUAACACGAGCCCGCAACUGAGAUCGGGAAACGUUCAAACUCAAGAAUUCAUACAGACUAAUCAAAUGGGACAGACGUUAAUGGUUCCACUGUCACCCAAACAAGUACCCAUAUCCGCUACGAGCAACAGAACCAAUUCUACUUUCGUCCAGAACACUACUAUAGUGCAGCAACAAACAACUUUAGUUUCUAACUCACACAACGCUCAAAAUAUGAACAUGCAGGGUGGAAACUCGCGACUGAGUAUAGACCCUAAUAUUCUACUCAAUCAGAAACCAGUUGCAAAUCCAAAAAGGUUCAAUCAAUUGAUCGGGGAGAGUAGCCAAGUGGAGUUCAAAGAAGAUAAGGCUAUAUCAUUCGAUCACGUGAUUAAAGACGAUAAGCCAGACGCUUCUGAGGAGUACGCAAGAUUGAUGCAAGAAUUGGGAGGUGUACGGCAUUCGGUGUCUACGCAGACGUUGGGCCAACGCGGUGGCAAAUCUCCGAACACAGCCGGGGGCUCGCCGCCCGAUACAACGACUCAUAGUCCCCUUGGUGCGUUGGACGCGGCACCCAGUCCUCGCAUCUAUGCCGCGGCAUCGAAUUACGCUGAUACUACCACCAAGUCACCGGAGCCCGCGGAUAUACAUUCUUCGGCGAUGGUCCAAUGCGUGUCGAGCAGCGAGCAGGACAUGGCCGAGUCCCGCGAGCGUACUUGGCCAACGCCUAGGAGCGACAUUAGCUCCGAUUCUGAACAAAACAUGUUGUCAAACAUACAACUGAUGCGUAUGAACCGCACACACAAUUCAGUUGAAUCGAGCGAAAUUCAAUACAACCAGAGCAUGAACACAGCUGGCAGCCAACAUAUCCUGCCCAUGACAUCGACUCUGUACGACCGCCCGCACAGCUAUAAGCGAAAAAACGAUUUCGGUGACGGAUCGACGUACAGGAACGACAAAAUUAUGAGGUCCAAUUACGGCAUGGUACACGGAUUGCCGAAGGACUACGAGAAUAUGUCUAUGGGUCAGGAUAAACAGCAGAGACGCUUCUCGCCUUCAGGGAGCAACUCUGAGAAUUCAUCCAUUCAGAAAGUGUUUGACAGACAUUUAGGUUCCGACAACGAUUCGAAGAGCGAAGACGAGUCGGACGACAAAUCGCAGGACGGGUCGUGCGACAAAUCCAUACGAAGGCUUGAAGUCGGGGAUCUGGUUUGGGGCCCUGUGAAAGGUUACGCGUCCUGGCCCGGCAAGUUGGAGGCGAGGGUGUCUGAGGCUAAGUGGAGUGUGCGCUGGUUCGGGGAUAGAUCGCCCGGGGAGGUGGAACAUUCGAGACUGCUGACGCUGUGCGAAGGCCUUGAAGCUCAUCACGCUGCAAGAAUGCGCCAUAGGAAGAGCAGAAAAUUGAACACGCUCCUAGAGAACGCGAUACAGGAAGCAAUGGCGGAGCUGGAUAAGAAGACGGAAACUAACGAGCCGGAGGAAAGUAUGGAUGACGUCACAGACAUCACAGAAACACCCAAACGCAACAAAACACAUCACAAACUCAAGACCAAACACAAGAAGAACCCUGCCAAAGUCGACGCUACUCGAUUACGGAGCUCUCGAUGACAAUAAUGUAAAACUGUAGGUAAAUAGUAAACUACAGUCCGGCUAAAACAAUGCGUUCUUGUGUGUACGAAUUCCAAAAAAAUUGCGUUGUUUCACGGGAUAACGUCAUUUAAAUCGAUGAACGACGGCUGCACGCACGAAAAACAUGACUCAUUGUCGCGUUCCGCCCGACCGGAGCGUGCAAACGAUAGCGCGAAACAAGUAAUAGAGAGGUACGAUCGGCUUAUGUUGCAUCUAUCGUUGACGUUAUCACUAUAGUUAUCGUCCUAAAACCGAUUUUUACCGACCAAUUUUUUUAUUAAAUUAAAAUAAAAUUUUAACCGUUAUAGUUAUAUAUAGCUUCGGUGACGCCAGGAACGCAUUCUUUUAACGGCUGGGCUUUAUACGGAAAUACCACGGUAGUUUUAACACUUGCAACGCGCUAAAUAAUCCUUAGUAUAAGAUUAGUGUCGAAACGCCAGAGUAAAGUGUAACUUAUCCACGUUGUUUUAAAGUUGAAAUUCGUCCGAACUACAGAUGGUCCAAUAAUUAAAAUCUGUACUGCAGAAUUUACGACUCUAAAAUUACAAUACAAUUACAAGACAAUAUGAAUCUUAUACUAAGUUUACAGACAACGAUGUAACAUCAAAGCGUUGUUUAAAAUGAAAUAAUAGGAUUCUGUGACAGAAUCCACACUGCGACCGCCGCAAGGUGUGGAGUGUUUGUAGUGUGACUCGUUACGUUAUAAAUAGUUCUGCUUUAGUAGAGCCAGUGAGACGACAUAAGAAAUGUGAAUAAACUUUUUCGUCAAUUUUGACACCUUUUCUCUAGUAUAAAAUAGCUUCUUUGUCGUAUUAUUUAUGAUACUAUAUAUAUUGAAUUUUCAUGCCUGACUAAUUUUGAUGCCGUUUGGAGUUUUAAUUAUAAUCUAGUUCGCGCGACGCUGCCCGUAAUACAAAAUGCAGUAGCCCGCAAGGAGCAAAAACUAGUUUGUAACUAGUUGGUAAUGAAAAGAGAAGUUAUUUCAUCAAUUUCUAUAUUAUGUGUGCAGUUUUAAUUCUUAUACAUUAUUUAUAUCGUCUUUUUGGCUUCGCUUUAGCUGACAUAACACAAAUGUCCCGUGCCAUCGAGUAGGAUAGCGUGUUGCAAGUAUAUUUCCACCCUUAUAUAAUUAGAAUGAGCCAUUUGUAUAAAUACUUAGAUUAAACAAUGAUUAUUGUGUAUAACUGAUAUACAGAGGUUAGUUUCAGAUUUGACAAAUAGAAUUAGAAAUAGACAUUUACCGUACCAAUUUCACAUACCAAUACAUGAAUUCGCAAACCCUUGUUUCGGAUGAACGUAAUACUAUCGAAUAAUAUCGAAUGUUAUCGAUACUUUAAUGAUUCUCAUAUUUUAUAACAUCUAUAACAUCAUCUCUAUGUGAUUAACAAACAGCGAUGAAGGCAAAAUUUGAUCCUUAAUCAAAUAUUCAUUAGCUUUGAAUCAAAAGCUAUAGUCGACGUAAAUAUGUGAAUGGAUGGUAUCAUACUUUAAUAAGUUUUCUGACAUUUCCAUUGUAUCGAAUGCAUGUUUCUACUAAAAAAAAACGACUUUUGAAGGGCUGUAUGAACCUUGCGAAUUCAUGCAUUGGUAUAUAACAACGAAUUCUUUUAAAAGAGACUUCUUAUUUGAUAAAGAUGCACCUUAUACCGAUAUAUACGGAGUGCCCGAUGGAUUUACAUUGACUUAGCAUUUUUGUGUUAAGUAUAGCCACUGAAACGAUUCGACUGAAAGAUGUACGUAUAGAACAUAAUAGUAAUUUUUCGGGCAUCUACAUGUUAUAAUAAGUCGUUUAAUCUAUAUAAGCUUAAAUCAAACCACUGGGGACCGCACCCGCCUUUUAUUAUACUGUCAAAGAAGGUGAAAAAAGGGAUAAAAUCGGAAUUCAAAAUAAGCUAUAAAGUUGUUUAAAUACCUUCUUCGAAUUCUUUAGCAGUUUUUAAAACCCGUGUCCGCAAACACUUCCGGUCACUCUAAAUUUUCAUUUCUUGUUAUUUCUUUCUAACA
Molecule: messenger RNA, 9059 nt
Organism: Pararge aegeria (speckled wood butterfly)
Lineage: Eukaryota; Metazoa; Arthropoda; Insecta; Lepidoptera; Nymphalidae
Exons: 9
Coding region: 627-7034 (2135 amino acids)
Cellular component (GO): chromocenter; nucleus
Molecular function (GO): chromatin binding; DNA binding
Source: RefSeq, a predicted model, not a curated record